Toxorhynchites rutilus septentrionalis is the source of this 2046-nucleotide messenger RNA. RefSeq lists its product as uncharacterized. NCBI's taxonomy places the organism in Eukaryota, Metazoa, Arthropoda, Insecta, Diptera, Culicidae. The coding region runs from base 278 to 2020 and encodes 580 amino acids. The record is from RefSeq and is a predicted model, not a curated record. Gene Ontology annotation, cellular component: cytoplasm. Gene Ontology annotation, biological process: positive regulation of MAPK cascade; cell surface receptor protein tyrosine kinase signaling pathway. The transcript is spliced from 2 exons.
UCAUAUACCGCUCCCCUAACCAACUUAGUGACGAAACGGCCUCACCUAGUACCAUAGACCCGUCUUGAUCGUCUUGAUGGAACCUACCCUGAAAAGAUGCAAAACGAAAAACUAAAUGAGUACAAUACUUUUGCAAUUUCAGUCACAAUAAAACUGACAAAUAUUUUUGUGACAAAGUAUGGUAUUUUGAGUUUGUCAAAAAUUACUAUCAUGCACAGCGCAGUGUACAUUGCGAUGUAAAUUUACAGAUCAUUCUUUGUUUUGUUUUUAUCAAACAAUGGAUGAAGAAGAAAAACCUUUCCUUGCUGGAUUCCUUACCAUAAAGUCCCAAAGUGGAUUUUCCAUACGAAUCUCGAAGAAGCCGAGAUAUUGUCAGCUUUUUAGAGCUAGCCGCAAUGGAAUUGAACGGUUGGAAAUAAGCGACAGCGAAAGUGAUAAAAACACAAGAAUUGUUACACUGGAGAACUGUGUGAAAAUAGUAUUAGAGACAUCGGUCAACAUCAUCAACAUUGUUACUAAAACAGGACAAAUCCAGCUUCAUUCAACUAAUGAUGCGACCAUCAAAGAAUGGAAAGUUGCUCUGCAGUCAGUAGCAUUUAAAGAAAAAUCUGUGCAGAGCAAUACUUUGUCAAGCAAUGCCAUUAUUGAGGAGGAUAAUGAUCUAUAUUGUUCAUCUUAUAGCGAAAAUAUCUUCACGGUUACACUGAUACCGACCGACGCAUCGAUGAAAUGUGGCCUUGAACCAAAAAUGUUCACGUUGAUGUUAUCCAAUACCGAGAUACAACUCAAAUGCUACGAAGAUGAAUCUAUUAUCGUUGCAAAGUGGCCAUACCGUUUCAUUAGAAAGUACGGUUAUCGUGAUGGAAAAUUUACUUUCGAAGCUGGGCGAAAGUGCGACACCGGCGAAGGGACGUUUAAACUGGAUAACGUCAAUCCACAGGAGAUAUUUCGAUGUAUGUCGACGAAAAUGAAGUCGAUGAAGAAAAUUAUGAACGGUGAGAGUUUCAAUCGAAGUACUCAUUCCAUACAAAAUCAACUCAGCGCUGCUUUAUCAAUGGAGCCCGGUUCGAGAAACCCACUGCCACCUAGCUCACAAAGCUCUUUCGCAGAAAUCGAAAGCCAUAAUUCAUUUCACGGAAUUCUGUCAUCAACAGAAUUGUUUAACUCUUCUACGCUGUGCAGUAAGAACGGUAUACCAAUCAAACCUCCGCGCAAACCUGUACCGCCUAUGAUAAGCAAUACAGCAAAUUUUAAACCACAUUCUGAACAAAGAAGUCUCAGUAGAACUUCGAAUGUUUCAUCAGUAUUCAUACAAAAUCUCGAUAAUUUUAAUGAUUUAUCGGAUUCUACAUGCAGCAACCCUGUGCCAUUGCCUUGUGAAGGCAACCGAGAUUAUGAGUGUGUAGAGGAUAUAACUGAAGCUUGGAAAAAGCUUGGAAUUGAUGACAUAAAUCACACUGAAAAUCCACUAACAUCAGACGAAGAGCUACGUGAGUUUGUCCGGGAAAGAUCGAAAUCAUCAUGGGAGUACUCUUCGAAAAGUCGCAAUGAGAAAAUUAAAUUGGGGGAAGAUUCGAACACUAAUCUAUUGGACGAUAAUUAUGACAAAUUGGAUUUCUUUCGCACUUCUCAUAAAGUAAGUUCUGGAUAUAAAACGAUUGUCCCAAUAAAGCUGCAAACCGCUCCCCCACGACAUAAUACGAAUUCUUCCGAUGAUUAUGAGGUGGUUGGAUCUCCGGCUUCAACGUCCACAUCCUGUGCCAGCCAUAACAUAGUUACGGAUCAAACCGAAGGAUAUGACAACAAUGCAAAUCAGACGGCAUUAGUUCCUCCCGAUACGUCGCCUUACAGAAAGGCGGAUGACAGCUGUAUAGGAUACGGUAUAAUCCGAAAGACAAGUAUACAAUCGCAAAACCUAGUAACGCACAGUUCUCCCAUACCAGCCAAUUCGUUCAAUGAAGAAUCAGAUAAAGUAUAUCGGUUUGAUUAUGCUACCGUAAGCAAACCUAAACGAGUUUAAGUCGAUUUAUAAACAAUCUAAUGAUA